GCACCUAAGGGCGGGUGGGGGGAUGCAGCUCGAAAGGGUGGCGGCAUGGAGGAGCCCUCGCUGGAGGCUCUCAUGCAGGCGGGCCUCAUCUUCGUGGUCAGUGUCGCCAUCAUCUUCUCGAAUCUCCUCAUCAUCGCCACCUACCUUAAUUUCCGUGGUCCCUCCGAGGUGAUAAACUACUACUUGCUAUCUCUCGCUUCGGCGGACCUUCUUUGUGGUCUGCUGGUGGUUCCGCUCUCGGUGUAUCCAGCGUUGGUACGACGAUGGGUCUAUGGGGACGUCGUGUGUCGUCUCGUUGGCUAUUUGGAGGUUACUCUCUGGGCGGUAUCUGUUUACACCUUCAUGUGGAUUUCUGUGGAUCGGUAUUUGGCCAUCAGGAAACCAUUGCGAUACGAGACCGUGCAGACGAAAACCCGAUGCCAGUGCUGGAUGGUCUUCACGUGGAUCAGCGUGGCGAUGAUGUGCUGUCCGCCUCUUCUAGGUUUCCAAAAGCCGAUUUUCGACCGGGAGGCGUUCAUCUGUAUGCUCGAUUGGGGCAACAUGGCUGCUUACACCAUCACACUGUCGAUCCUCGUGCUAGGCCCAUCGGUCAUCACCAUCGUCUACACCUAUUGCUACAUCUUCACGAUGAUGAGACGACUAAAAUCCGGCGUACUGAUUCACGACAAGGAGUACGCGACCGCGCUCUCGGAAAACUUGAGCAAUCCGAGUCAUAUCAUGUCCUUUGUCCUGGUGAUGACUUUUUGGGUGUCCUGGGCACCGUAUGCCGGUCUCCGGAUAUACGCUGUCGUUAACGGACCGCCGCAGGUGCCGUUUCUCCAUUUCGCAGUAGUGUGGUUGGGGGUGACGAACAGUUUCUGGAAAGCGGUGGUCCUUGGUACCCUGAGCCCGCAGUUUCGACUAGCGGCUCGUGUGCUCUGUCUGACGUUGUGCUGCCGGCACAGACGACUUCCGCCGGAGCUGCUCGGCCUCGACGACGACGAUUAAAAGCCAAACGCCUACGAGAACAAGAGAGGAAACGCUUUCCUUUUGCGCGCGAGCGUUCUACAACACGCGCCCCAUUCUUAGAGCAUCGCUUUUUAUCUCUCGGUAUUCGAGGUCGUUUCUUGCAUCCGCCACCGUUCUCUCGGAGUCUCCUUCGAAGGCUGAGACUGAGAUUCUUUGUUCCGAAAAGCGCUACCACGACGUCCGACGAGUAAGACGCGCGAUCAAUCUGGUCGCGUCUCAAAAUACGGAAUAAAUUUCAGGGAACUAGUAAAAAAGAAAUGACUUUUCACCAACGAACUUCUUCGAUAAACGCCAAACUUCUCUGCCUCGAAAGAAGAAUACUUCCUUUUCAGUCACUGUUUCCUUGCAAAUGAUCGUUCCUUAGAGUCUCUGGAUAUUUAUCCGAUCCAUUUAUUUUCCGUUUCGCGUGGACGCGAUUCGAUUAAGACUAUUGCUUUCUGUUUCUCUUUCCACGCCACAGGAAACGAAUUAUUCCUAGCCGAACACGAUUGAUCGGCCAAGUACAAUAACGUAAAUCUCUCCGUAAGAUCAACGAGCAAUCAAGCGCCACGAUAAUAAACCGAAACUUCGAAGACUAAGAUUUUUGCUAACUGAAUUACCAUUUGCCGUUAGAUCAGUUCGUCUCGACUCAAACUGUCAAACCGCGUGUAAUUAAGAACCUAACGAACCGUUAAGACGAUUAGAGAAAAAGAUGUUAAGAAAAUUAAGACGUCGAAAAAACGAGAAACGUGUCUGACAAAGACACGUGGUCGCUUCUUCGUCAAAACACUUCUUAUUCGAGUUAUUUAAAGAAAUCGCGUAAACUAUUAGGGUAUUGCUUUUUCUAUACGAUUUCGAUUGAAAUAUAAUCGAUUAUACGUAUAUACACAUAUAUAAAUAUACAGAUGUGUACAUGUCUGUUAUUAAAAGAAUCCACGUUAUCGACAAAACGUGGGAACGAGCGUGGUGUAAGGCCGAAAGAAAGAAUCGAAGCUCAGUCUGGGGCGCGUUUGUCGCGCGAUCAAGAUUCUCGAAAGGGACGCGAUCCUCGUGGACGAAUCGUCGAUCGAACAUUCACAACGGAGGACAUCCUGUUCGUUUUGGCGACGGUUCGCUCGACGCUGAUCGUUACAGUCCGGAUUAAUUAAAUCGGAGACGCCCUGUUUAUCUACUUUUUGCUUUUUUCCUUCUCGAAGAACGCUCUCGAAAGUCGACGAAACGCGGAGAGCUUUCUCGCGCGUUCCUCUCCUCUCGGUGGUUUCAGGAGAGCGUUCUCGGAAAACUAAUCGUUGCCUAUAUCUACGUGGUAAGAUCACGCUCAAACACAAUUAUCUUAGCGAGUCGCGAUAAAUUAACGUGUAAAAGUAUAACACGAGGACGAGCGAAGAGUCGCUUGCGAUCGCGUAGCAUCCUGCGCGAUUACGAAACUAAAAUCGAUCGAAGGGGGAUGCGAAGGGAAGAUGAUUAAGCAGGCGAACACAAAAUACAAGAGAACACUAGGUCAAUUAACGGAGAUGCCUCUACGAAUGCGACGCCGCGUCAAUCUGCGCGCCCGUAGAACGCCCAUGUGAAACAAAAACUCGCGGACGGGAUUUCGAUCGCGACGGUUAUACGCUUUUUUUAACGCGCUUCCUCCUCUACUCGGCCUCGCGAUCGGGCUCCCUUCCACUCUCUCUUUCUCGUUUUUAAUCAAACUUGGGCUGACACGUUUUACUUUUUCUUCUCCUUCGAAUUUCUUCUCUUGCUUCUAGUUAUUAAAUCCUCUUGCAAGUUUCUGUGGUUUUCAUUUUGUACGAACAUAAUUCUAUCGAAAUCGAACGUUUUUAUUUAAAGUGAUUUUCAUAAUUAUUACCGAAUUGUCGCAGAAAAUAUUUCUAAGUACCUCCUUUUCAUUCUAUUAUUUCCUUCGGUUUGAACAAACUGGAAGCUUCUAUUUGCUCACUUUUCACAGGUACAUUACACGAUACAACUGAUAUCUCUUAAACGAUCGAAUCGUGUCGUUGGUAUCUGAUUUUUAGCAGUUCUUGCUUUAACGGAAGGCAAACCUCCUUGUUGGAGAAGAAAAAGAAUGGGAAGAUACGAUUCGCCGGAUUGUGACUCGUUUCACAGCGCGAUUCUAGAUCUGCUUCUGAAAGUGAAGGACUUGCGGAGUUGGAAACUCGAUUAUCGAGCGUGAAACUCAAGCAGGCACGUGUUUCCAUCAUACGGGAUCGAAUUUCAAUUAAAAUGGUAAUCAAACUUUCACCAACGGCGCGUUACGAAAUUCUGGCCGCCGACGGAAGCAAUAAAUGCGCGAGAUUAAUUGAAUGGAAGUACAAGAAACUGCGAGAGAGCCGUGAACACGGGUCGAAGGAAGCAACGUCGUUAUAUAGUUGUCGAAUCGUGGAUCGUGUUAAAGUUAAAUCGCCAUUAUUCCAUUUUCCGGUCAAACCGUCGCGUCAUGGGCCGUCCGCUGCGAAAAUCUAAUUUAAAACUCGCCCCCGUUUCUUACUCAAAGGGAAAUCGACCGACAUGAAACGCAACGCAAAAACUUAGCGAAAACCGUUUCCCGUGGGUGGAGAGAAAGCAACGGCUAUUAAUAAAACGCGAGAUUCAUUUAUAAACCUGGCCAUUUCUAUAGCGAAUAAAGUCCACUGUUUGAGUACCGCGGUUACGAAUGUUUCACGGCUACGCGGCUUUUAUAUAACGGAACUUUCCGCGACGUUUCCGUCAUGGCGAUAUUUAUGCCUCAACAGUGUGCGUGUUAUACGUAAUUGGCGAUGAAAAGCUGCGUGUAAUUAACCGUUUCGUUAAGCAGAAUAUCGCGGAUAUCUUACGACGGUUUAAAUUCAAUUCAGAAAUGAAUUGUAUAUCGGAGAGAGUAAUUUGACGCAGGUGGAAGUUCCGCGUUUUUACUUUCGUAUCUUAUUUCGUUAUUGCAUAUUCUUUAACUGGUCUACAGUGGGGAUAUUUAAUCGUUGAAAAAGAUGAAUAUAUGAAAAAAGAGGGAAUACAAUUCGAAACACUUGGAUCGAAGAACGACGUGUCGCUCGAAAGUUAAUUAGCGUCGCUUCAAAGUUACAGGCUAUUCAUCGAUUUCUGUGUAUGUAUGUUCUCAAGGUUUAGAAUGGUCUCAGAAGCAGAUAUAGCAUCGGUUACUAUUCAGUAAGUUUUUAUUACUCGUCUGAUCGUACAGCGAAGGAAGAAGGAUUAUGCGUUGAAUUACACGCUUCGUACCUACUUCGUACAAAUUAUCUGAAUUAUAACAAGUACGAGAAAAGAAACUAAAGAAAAAAGAGAAAGAGAGAGAGAGAGAUAGAGAGAGAAAAAAAAAGCACAGCAAAAUAUUGUUCCCGCUACGCUCCAAAAAGCGAUGCUCACGCGCAAGCAAGUGGGCAAGAUCCUGAGAUUUCUUGAAUGGUGAACGUUAACCCUUUAAAGAAGAAAUCCAAUACGCAAAUCGGUGUCUAGAAAGUCUCAGCUUCUACUCUAUUUUUUACUCUAGACUUCGUGUUUUAUUAAACUAUAAGGCUCUUCUAAUAAAUAAAUCGUAAGCGGACGCCCCGGUCGGGGCUACGAAUACCAUUAGAUGCGCGACGGUAAUUUAUCGUGCCAUUUUGAUAUACCAAGCUAUAAGUUAAAGGGUUAAGGUGCCCGGAAGUGCUCUGAAAACGCAGAUGUUAAGGUGCGGAGCGUCGAAACGUUCUUUCGAUAAUUUACCAUCGCUAAUGCGUCACAUUGAUCGAAUUAUUAAACGGAAUUAUGACGAUUAUUCGAUGGAAUGAGAAAUUUAUCGUUGAAACGAAUUGAAAAUAACGAGAGUACGGUUCUCUGAUGUUCUCUGAUGUUAAGAUGUCUUAACUGUAGAACCGAAUCGAAGAAAAUUUUCGGCUACGUUAUAGUUGAAACUUUAGCUAUGUAAAACAGCACCCCGGCUAAAAUGCAACAAGAUAAAAAGCGACGCGACGCCAAUCUCUUUGUUAAUUGCCGGCUCGUUGAUCGUUCGACGAAUUGUUCGACAAAUUUUAACGAUUGUUAUGCGACGUGUAUCGUCGUUAAUUGUUUACCACGAACGAGCAACGUGUCAUGCGAGUUAUUUACCAGUGCGAUGAGUCACGGUAUCGAUAUUCACCGUUCUUCCAAGUAUAUCUGUUGCGAAGAACAUCGAUGAAUCCUAAUUAAGAUUUAUCCUAAGAUACACACGUCCAUCCCUGUUUGAAGAUCAAAAGCACUUGCGAAUUUUUACCUGUUCACGACAACGAAGUAUUUUUCGAACGAACUCGCUUCGUUCGCACUUCAUUCGAAUGCUUUGUAUAACUCGCGAAGUCAAAGCAAUAAUAAGCGGUACGAUAUAGUGUUGAUUUAACGCAGUUAAAUGAUUAAUUCCUUUCUAACGAUGAUUCGUAAAUGAGUUGAGGAGGUAAUCGUGAAGGAGGGUACCGUCACCCGUCGUAUUGUUAAUAAUUCCAAUAAAAUUGAUUGAACAAAAACGCAACAGUUUUGUCUAUGUUUCGUUUCUUUUUCGUUUCGCGAGAUAUUUUUAUUUCUGUAUAAUGUUUCCGCAACUUCUUUAGCCGGGGUUGAUCGUGGCGCAUAAAUGAAAGAAAAAAAGAAAAAAAGAACGAAGAAAAUGUUAUGAUUUUGCUGCGAAUGUCUCUUCGUGUAUGUAUGUACAUAUUAGAUCGCGCAUGCCACGAUUCUUUCGUCCAGAUCCAUCGUUACGCGCUUUAAACUUUUACGAUGCAACGUCCCGGGUGCACGCCGACACAGGGAUAAGCGCCCACCUGGCCCGGAUGAAUGUUCCUUCCGCGAUCAGGCGAUUCCAUCGAGUGUCCGCCGUAUUCAUCUUCAUAGUGUCGACAGAGAUUCAUUUGGUAAAAAGAAUUUUGUAAAUUCUAAACUGCUUUCAAACGGGUUUUGUGACGAUGAAGUUCUUUUGCUUUUUGCAAGAACGUUCGAUGUAAUUGUUUAAGCGUUAUUUAAACGUGAAAUGAUUACUUGAGCUGAGAUAAUGUUUAUAAUAUUUAUUUGAACGUAUCAUUAUGUUAAGCGUGUCUGUUAUUUCAUUUACGAAAUGCUUAUGAAUCUUGAUACACUUAAAAUUCUAUUACACUUCUAUUGAUGCUGAUGAAGUUAAGCGUAGAAGGUUUCCCAAAUCUCUUACUCAGCUCAACAAUAUCUUUUUUUCAUAUCAAAUUUGCUAGAUUUAUUUAAACAUGCUGUUCCUAAUAUUCUCUUUCUUAUUAAAAAAAAAAGGAGAAUAAUACGCGAACUUCUAAAUCAAAGCUAUCUUAAUAACGAAUGAAAUAAUCCGUUUCAUUAAAAUAUAUUCUUCAUUGAAAUAAUUAUUUCAACAUAGUAUAGACUGUAUUGAACAUUUGUAUGCGAUGUCUAUCAAAUGUUCUUCUUAACAAUUAUUUUGAAUAGCAACCAGCCCUCUAAAACGUAAGAUUUCAACAGCAGGACGCGCCCUCCCUAAAGCAGAAUUUGAUUACUUCGUAAUGCCACACAAGAGGAGAAGCAAGCAAAGCGAUGGUCGCUUGAAACAUUUAUCAAACGGGAACACCAGUCGAAAUACCAGCUUCCGGGCGUGUUCCAUCAAAGCCGGUGUGCCACCCACGUUAGCGUGCAUCCGCGAAACCGCCAAACCGAGCAGUAUUAAAUUCCUCAGCGAUAACGAGAUUCUAAAUACUUUAAAGUCGCUCAAAGAGAAGGAAGGAACGAGAACGAAGCGAAGGAAGGGAAUAAAUCAAGCAUACAGAACUGGAUAAAACAAAA
This is a messenger RNA of Bombus impatiens (common eastern bumble bee), 6744 nucleotides long. It is a transcript of the gene DopEcR, whose product is annotated as beta-2 adrenergic receptor. The record is from RefSeq and is a predicted model, not a curated record. Lineage: Eukaryota; Metazoa; Arthropoda; Insecta; Hymenoptera; Apidae. The transcript is spliced from 4 exons. Gene Ontology annotation, cellular component: membrane. The coding region runs from base 46 to 987 and encodes 313 amino acids. Gene Ontology annotation, molecular function: peptide binding; G protein-coupled receptor activity. Gene Ontology annotation, biological process: G protein-coupled receptor signaling pathway.